Agrilus planipennis (emerald ash borer) is the source of this 1203-nucleotide messenger RNA. RefSeq names its product activating transcription factor 7-interacting protein 1-like. The record is from RefSeq and is a predicted model, not a curated record. The transcript has 3 exons. Gene Ontology annotation, molecular function: transcription coregulator activity; protein binding. NCBI's taxonomy places the organism in Eukaryota, Metazoa, Arthropoda, Insecta, Coleoptera, Buprestidae. Bases 1 to 1203 code for a protein of 400 amino acids. Gene Ontology annotation, biological process: regulation of DNA-templated transcription. Gene Ontology annotation, cellular component: nucleus; transcription regulator complex.
AUGCGCUUGCGUNAUCAUGCCGCUAAAAAUAACGAGAUCCGUGGGAUUACAAGUCAAUCCCGACAACUUUAUCCUUACGGGCAGGAGGAAGGUCGCCCGAAAUGUUGUUCCGAUCACACAAAACGCUACCAAUUCAUCGUCCACCGGCACGGCCACGUCCCCAACGAAGCAAACGGUAAGAGAAGUUACUUAAGCAAUCAAGAAAAUGUGCUUCAUACUGUUGCCGUUUCCAACGGGGUCGUUGAAUCCGUGAACACUCAAAGCGGCUCCACUUCAACGGACAUGGUCACCGAUAGCUCCGUGUCCACAUCCGCCUCAUCGUACAUAGAUCUGACGGACGAAGACGACAAAAAAGCAGCGGCGGGUACAAAUAAUAAAAGGAGAUCGUCAGUUACUAACAACAACAAUAAUGGCGGUACAAGUCAGAGUUCAACGUCCGCGGCUCCCGUCAAAACCGUCACCAGCACCGUAACGACGACGACUCCGAACAAGAGUUAUCGCAUCGUGUCACCAGCGGUGGCGUCCGGAAUGACGGUCCCCGGUACCCCCAGACUCAUGUACGUCGUCAACAGCAACCCCGUGCAAGGCAUCAUAGCUACCACAACUACCACCACCACCACUCCCAAAUCGGGUUCACUAUUGAAAAUCAACACAAACGGUCUCGUUGUUUCCCUUGUUGACCUCGACAUCUUUUGUUUCUUCCUAAUAGGUCAGGCGGCUUCGAUGAGAUCGGCUUCUUCCGCUUCACGGUCACAGCAGUCCGUGAGACCGGUGCAGACGGUUCGUCCGACGACCACGCCCAAAAAUUCGUCCGCUAAGGCUUCUGGGGCACGGCACCCGGCCCCGUUGCCUCCUACACCAGUGGCUCAAGUGUCGAUAGCUUCAAGAAAGCCUGUACCGCCGAAACCUCAUCUUCAAAUUCGUAAAAAUGGCAACGCUAUAGUGUUGUCGUGGAAAAUGCCAUAUAACCUGGCGAACUUUGAAAGUAUCGCCAGUUAUCAGUUGUACGCUUAUCAAGAGACGAGCGCCCCACCCAGUACCGAUAUGUGGCGUAAAGUGGGCGACAUAAAAGCCCUCGCUCUGCCCAUGGCAUGUACGUUGACCCAGUUUGCCGACGGGAACAAGUACCAUUUCGCUGUGAGGGCCGUGGACGUGUUGAAACGCGUGGGACCGUUCAGUGAACCCGGUCCCAUUUUAUUGUAA